Molecule: messenger RNA, 14195 nt
Organism: Phycodurus eques (leafy seadragon)
Lineage: Eukaryota; Metazoa; Chordata; Actinopteri; Syngnathiformes; Syngnathidae
Product: dynein axonemal heavy chain 11
Exons: 83
Coding region: 1-13437 (4478 amino acids)
Biological process (GO): microtubule-based movement
Cellular component (GO): dynein complex
Molecular function (GO): ATP binding; dynein light intermediate chain binding; minus-end-directed microtubule motor activity
Source: RefSeq, a predicted model, not a curated record
AUGUCGGACGACGAGGAAAAUGUGCCUUCGUUUCUCGACGAUGUAAGAGUAAAGUUUGUCGAGGGCAAAGUUUGUAAGUUCCUACAAAUGCAGCAUCAAGUGUGGGAUAAAAGUGCUGCCAGUCAAGACUUCCAAACACUUUUGGCAGACCUUUUUGAAAAACACACGACUGUUUAUUUUUCUUUGUCAAAGACAGGUAGUCUGGUCGCUACUAAUGAGACACCGAGUGUUGCCAGAAAUAGGCUCAUUUACACCACAAAGAAGCGAGCUGACCCCGUCAAUUCAGAAGACUACAGGGAGCUUCUGCUUUUUGGUGUAUUGGCUCCAUGUCCAUUACUGCAACUGUCAAUCAUAGUUGAACAGAUAUGUGCCCCAUUGCUGUCCAACAACCUUAACCAGCACACAUGGCCACAACUGUUAUCUGAGGAUGUUACUCGAAAUGCAAGGAGUAUAUGCAGUAAAACAUCAGUUGUGCGGAGACGUGCUUUGGGGAAAUCUGUCCUCGCUGUCCCACCUGAUACAGACUGGAUAGGAAAUGCAUCCAGUUCUUCUAAAAUGUAUGGUAACUAUGACAGGGCACUGGCUCACAACAUAGAGACCCAGGUCAGUAACUGGACCAAUCUGAUCCAGAGAAUGUUGAAGGAGGAUUCAUCAGACAUACUUCUGACUGGCAGUAAUCCUGGGCCCGAUGCAGAGCUGAGGUUUUGGGCUUCCAGGAAGAGCAAUAUUCAGAGCAUCUAUCAACAGCUUCAGAGUCCUGUUGUUCAGGAGAUGGCAAAGAUGUUGGAGAUGAUGGAAAGCAGCUAUUAUCCUGCCAUAAAGAGCCUGAUAGGAAAUGUAUUUGAUGCACUCGAAGAAGCAGAGGACAUUGACCUGUAUCUACAGCCACUGUGUGUUCAACUUUCUCAAAUGGAAAAUCAAGGAUUCGCACACUUUGAAGCCUCCAUCCCUGCACUGUUUCAUCUGUUAUUCCUCAUCUUGACUAAUUGCCAACCAUAUCAAAGGCCCACACGAAUCGUUGUCUUACUUCAGCAGUUUUGCAAUCUGCUCAUUGAACAGGCAUCUACAUAUUUGUCUGCUGACUUAUUACUGCGAGAAGACCCUGAGGAAGGUCUACACAUGGUGAAGAGGGUGAUAAAACUCUUCAGAUGUUUCAAAGAGAGUUAUCAGAGUCAAAGGGAGAGGUUGGCAAGCCGUGCAAGACAUGCUCCGUGGGAUUUCCCAUCUGUCAUGAUUUUCACACGUUUCAACAUCUUCCUUAACCGCAUGCUACAACUGGAGGACAUUUUUGAAAUAAUGCUGGAAUACAAAAGAAUGGAAAAACUGGAAUUUGGUGGGCCGAAAGGCAAACUCUACAGUGAGCGUGUUGCUCAGAUGUACACUGAGUUCAGUGAGCACUGCCUGAAAUUGAUCCACUGUGAUCACAACACUCUUGACUGCAACGGCCAGGAUUUUGAGAAGGAAUACACAAAUUUCAAAGUGAAGAUUGUGGACUUUGAAUACCGAUUUGCCAGCCUACUGUGCUCAGCGUUUAAGGAUUGUGCAGGACUAGAAUCAGCAUUUAAACUGUUAACAAUUUUUGGACCUUUCCUUGAAAGAGGACACAUUCUACAAGUAUUCAGUCCCAACAUUCCUCUACUGCUGCAACAAUUCCGAGAUGAGCUGGACAAUUGUAAAUGGCUCUUUAAGUCACAAGUCGAUGAGUUGGAAAGUUGUUUGGGAAAGAACAUGACUCGUAUGUCUGGAGUGUUAAAAUGGGCAACAAUGAUCAGAGAACGCAUUAAAGCCCCAUGGGAAAAAAUGAAAAUUGUAUCUGAGGGAGGCAUGGAUACAACAGAAGAGCACCACAUAUCCACGGAGAUGAUUAGUCUUCUACACCAAUGGGAGGAAGGUGUUUAUACUGAGUGGUGUGAUGGUUUGGAGCAGGUUUGCCAGAUUAACCUGAAACAACCACUCAUUUUUAGAAACUCCUCAAAUGACCUCAUCGCAGUCAAUUUCAAUCCCAAACUGGCUGAAAUCUUGAAAGAUGUGAAGUACAUUCAAACGCUCAACCUUAACAUCCCUGUGGCAGCCAUGACUGUUUUUGAGAAGCGUGACCUUUUCACAAAGUAUGUGAGCAGUCUGCAGCUAAUCGUGCAAUGGUACAACAAACUCAAACAGUCUCUCCUCGAAAUUGAACUCCCACUCAUCAGAGAUGAACUGGCCUCAGUCGACCAAUUACUGAAAAGAGCGGAGACCGACGUGAUGUGGCAAGACCAGGACUGCUGGAGCUUCAUAAGCACCACAAAAAAACAAGCCGAAGACCUUGUUAACCGAGUCGUUAGAGCAAAGGAGAACCGUGAUGCCAUUCAAUCAAUGAUGAAGAGAUGGAGCAAACACACUAUGUUUUGCAGAAAGGACAACAAGAAAAGCUCACUGCUACAGCUUGAGGACAGGGGAGACCGUGUUAACAAGAUAUAUAGCUCAAUAAAACAAGAUGGAGACUCCAUCCACAAGUUGGUCCAGGAGAACAUGGUGCUGUUCAAUGCAGACCCAACUUCAGACGCUUGCCGGGCCUACAUGGACUAUGUGGACGAGAUGGUGGUCGAGGGUCUUUUCGGCUUCAUCGGUCACUCACUCCAAUUCUUUGUGGACAACAUGGACUCAUAUCCCAAGCAGGCCCCUCUAUUUGAGGCUCAUUUGAUGCUUACGGAUUCUGGGAUGAUCUUCCUUCCAUCACUGGAGAGAGAUGCAGGAGAUGGCUUCUAUGAGCUGUUAGAAGGACUGGUUGGAGAUAUAUUUAAGGCAGCAGUGAAUAUCAACAGGUUGGCUUCUGAUUUUAGCGUGGACAACUAUCAGGAUGUAAUGGAAGACAUGCUUGAUUUGUUGGAUUUGCGGAAGGACGUGAUGGAGAGAGUUGAGAAUGUCCGCAACAAAUCCAUAUCUUACCAGAGACAGUUUGAUUGCUACACCCAUUUGUGGCAAGAUGACCGGGCAGAGUUCCUCACCCAGUUCCUCUUGUAUGCACGAGUGCUAACACCUGAAGAGGUGGAGGCUCACAGAGCUGAUAUUCUCCCAGAGAGCCCUCCUACCGUUGAUCAAUUCAAAGAACAGAUUGAUUACUACGAGGACCUGUACUCUGAAACAUGCAAACUUGAAGAUUCCAGAGUAUUUGAUGGAUGGUUUCGGGUGGAUAUUAAGCACUUCAAAGCCAGCCUCCUAAACACUAUUAAGAAGUGGAGUUGGCUUUUUAAGGAGCACCUCUUGACAUAUGUCACGAACAGUCUUGAUGGCCUUCAAGGAUUUGUCCGUACUACUGUUGAAGGGCUUGCUAAGUGUGUGCCAAAAGGAGACUACCAGAGUCUGGUGGAAGUCAUGAGUCACCUCCUGGCCAUUAGAGACAGACAAGUUGUCACCGACAAGAUGUUUGAGCCUUUAAGGGACACAGUGAUCCUCCUAGAACGGCAUGGAGUGACCAUUCCUGACAAGGUCCAUUUUCAGCUUGAGGAACUCCCUGAAAAAUGGAAUGGGGCUAAAAAAUUGUCCUUAAAAGUGAGACAUGAGGUCGCUCCUCUGCAAAAUGAAGAAGUGAUGGUUUUACGAAGAUGCUGCUUGGAAUUUGAGGUGAAACAAAGCCAAUUCAGGGACAUCUUCAGAGCAACUGCACCUUUCAGUUACAAAACAUCUCAUCCCUACAUUAGUCUGGAUAAAUCUGAAAAAGCAAUCCGAGAAAUGGACAGAGAGUUGUCAGUGUUGCAGGCCUCAACACACCUAUUUGACGUCACAAUUCCUGAAUAUAAAGACAUCAAGCUCUGCAAACGCGAGAUCAUUGUUCUCAAAGAACUGUGGGACAUUGUCAUAUUUGUGCAUACCAGUGUGGAACACUGGACAAAGAGCAAAUGGAGGCAGAUAAACUUGGAGCAGAUGGAUGUAGAAUUGAGGGGGUUUGCUAAGGACAUGCGGAAGCUUGACAAAGAGGCUCGUGUAUGGAAUGUGUAUUCCGGUUUAGACCUUUUUGUGAAGAACCUGUUGACGUCACUGCGAGCUGUGAGUCAGCUACAGAACCUUGCAAUACGAGAGCGUCACUGGGUGCAACUAAUAAGGACAAUGCAGAUGAAUUUCACUGUGACUGAUCAUACCACCCUGGCGGACCUUUUGGCUCUGCAACUUCAUCUUUACGAAGAAGAGGUCCGCAGCACCGUGGAUAAGGCAGUUAAAGAAAUGGCCAUUGAGAAGGUUGUGACAGAAAUUAGUCAGAUAUGGGCAUCAAUGGAGCUUUCUUAUGAAGAUCAUUACCAAACCUCUGUGCCCCUUCUCAAAUGUGACGAGGAGCUCAUUGAGACGCUUGAGGAUCAUCAGGUUCAGCUCCAGGGCAUCUUUCAGAGCAAGCACAUAUAUCACUUUCUUGGCCAAGUUGUGGAACUUCAGAGACAGCUAACAGUGGCUGACUCUGUGCUGAUGGUCUGGAUGGAGGUGCAGAAGACAUGGGCCUACUUAGAAAGCAUCUUUAAAGGCUGUGAUGAUAUCUGCCAGCAACUACCAACAGAUGCACACAGAUUUCGAAUGAUCGACGCUGAAUUUCAGGAAUUAAUGUUGGACAGUGCAAAAACCAAACAUGUCAUUGAAGCCACCAAUAAACCCAAACUAUUUGAAAAGUUAGAGGAUUUUCAGAAAAGGCUGGCUUUAUGUGAAAAGGCUCUUGCUGAAUACCUGGAGACAAAACGACUUGCAUUUCCGAGAUUCUACUUUAUAUCAUCUGCAGACUUGUUGGAUAUUCUCUCGAAAGGAAGCCGCCCUAAAGAUGUAACGUGCCACCUGUUAAAACUAUUUGACAAUAUGUCUGAUGUGGAAUUCUCCAAAAAUCAUACUAAAGUUGCUGAGGGCAUGUACAGCAAAGAAAGGGAGUAUGUACCAUUCCAGAAGGGAUGUUACUGUAAUGGAGUGGUGGAGGUAUGGCUUGCCUGUCUGGAGGAUUCCAUGAGGGAAAGUGUUAGGUGUCACCUGUCUGAGGCUGUAUCUGUGUACGAGGAAAGGCCCAGAGAGCAGUGGAUUCUUGACUAUCCAGCCCAAGUUGCUCUGACUGCAUCACAGAUAUGGUGGAGUAACGAUGUGGAGCUUGUGUUUAAAAGACUGGAAGAAGGAUUUGAGUCUGCUCUUAAAGACUAUAACAAAAAACAGGUUGCUCAACUAAAUGUGUUGAUUAACAUAUUGUUGAGUGAGCUGAGUCUUGGAAACAGACAGAAGAUCAUGACUAUUUGCACCAUUGAUGUGCAUGCGAGAGAUGUUGUUGCCAAUUUAAUUGCCCAAAAGAUCACCACCUCGCAGGCCUUCCAGUGGCUUUCCCAUCUCCGACACUGCUGGAAUGAGCAGCAGCGCCACUGUUUUAUUAACAUUUGUGAUGCCCAGUUCGCUUACCUUUACGAGUAUCUUGGAAAUACACCACGGCUAGUCAUCACUCCCCUUACGGACCGUUGCUACAUCACACUGACUCAGUCACUGCACCUGACCAUGAGCGGAGCACCAGCGGGUCCUGCUGGGACUGGCAAAACCGAGACCACAAAGGAUCUUGGCCGAGCAAUGGGUGUCAUGGUCUACAUCUUUAACUGUUCUGAGCAGAUGGACUACAGGUCAACAGGCAAUAUCUACAAGGGUUUAGCCCAAACUGGAGCAUGGGGAUGCUUUGAUGAAUUCAAUCGCAUCCCUGUCGAGGUUUUGUCCGUUGUUGCGGUGCAGGUGAAAACGAUCCAGGAUGCCAUCCGAUCUAAAAAGAAAAGGUUCCUGUUUCUGAAUACAGAAAUUGUCUUAAAGCCCUCUGUCGGGAUCUUUAUCACUAUGAAUCCGGGCUAUGCAGGAAGGACAGAACUACCUGAGAACCUGAAGGCUUUGUUCAGACCCUGUGCAAUGGUGGUACCGGACAUUGAGCUCAUCUGUGAGAUCAUGUUAGUGGCAGAGGGCUUCUGUGGUGCAAAGCUUCUAGCCAGGAGGUUUACUUCUCUUUACGUUUUGUGCAAAGAGCUUCUUUCCAAGCAAGACCAUUAUGAUUGGGGUUUACGAGCUGUCAAGUCUGUUUUGGUCGUGGCUGGUGCGCUCAGAAGAAGAGAUAAGACAAAACCUGAGGAUCAGGUGUUAAUGCGUGCGCUGAGGGACUUCAACAUGCCAAAAAUUGUGACUGAUGAUGUCACCAUCUUCCUUGGAUUGCUGCGAGAUCUAUUUCCAGGCCUGGAAGUAGAGAGAGAAAGAGACUGGGACUUUGAAAACGAAGUAAAAAAUACCACAGUUUCUCUCCAACUCCAGCCAGAGGAAGCAUUCAUCCUCAAGGUGAUGCAAUUGGUGGAACUCAUGGCUGUGCGUCAUUCUGUUUUUGUUGUUGGAAAUGCUGGAACUGGGAAAAGCUCGAUAUUGAGGGUUCUCUAUAAAACUUACUUAAACCUGAAGAAGAAGCCUGUCUGGAAUGACCUCAAUCCAAAAGCAGUUGUCAGAGAUGAAUUGUUUGGCUUCAUCCAUCCUGCAACUCGGGAGUGGAAAGACGGUUUGCUUUCAUCGCUGAUGCGAGAGCAAGCGAACAUGUCCCACCUUGGACCUAAGUGGAUUGUGUUGGAUGGAGACAUCGAUCCGAUGUGGAUUGAAUCACUCAACACAGUGAUGGAUGACAACAAGGUCCUGACUCUUGCUAGCAAUGAGCGGGUGCCACUCACCUCAUCCAUGAGGCUUGUUUUUGAAAUUAGCCACCUGAGAGCAGCCACUCCUGCCACUGUGUCCAGAGCAGGAAUCCUCUACAUCAACCAGCAAGACCUGGGCUGGAAUCCAUAUGUCACCAGUUGGAUUGACCAACGAAAACGACAAACAGAAAGGGCCCACUUAACCAUUCUGUUUGAAAAAUAUGUCCCACGUUGUCUUGAGAAGAUGAGAAACACCUUUAAGACAAUCACUCCAAUUCCUGAGAACUCUCUGGUGCAGACACUCUGCACUUUGCUCGACUGCCUUCUAACCCCAGAAAACAUUCCAUCUGACUCUUCAAGGGAGCUUUAUGAGACCUACUUUAUCUUUGCCUGCAUUUGGGCUUUUGGAGGGGCAUUGAGUCAAGACCAGCUCUUUGAUUACCGGCUGGAGUUCAGUAAGUGGUGGAGCAAAGAAAUGAAGACGGUGAAGCUGCCAGCACAGGGGACAGUGUUUGACUUCUACAUCGAUGGUCAAACCAAACGCUUUCUUCCUUGGAGUGACAUUGUUCCUCCCUUUGAAAUGGAAACUGGCACACCAUUACAAGCUGUUCUGGUACACACAGCAGAGACCCUACGUCUUCGCUACUUCAUGGACUUGUUGCUGGAGCGGAGACAGCCGCUUAUGCUUGUGGGGAACGCUGGAGUAGGGAAAACUGCACUUGUCAGGAAUAAGUUAAAUGAUCUGCCAGAGAGUUGCACAACUACAAAAGUACCCUUCAACUACUACACAACAUCCCUGGCUCUGCAGGAGACCCUAGAACGUCAGUUAGAGAAAAGAGCAGGCAGAAGUUACUCACCUGCAGGCAGCAAAAGGCUAGUGUACGUCAUCGAUGAUAUGAACAUGCCAGCUGUUGACGCCUAUGGAACAGUGCAGCCUCACACACUCAUAAGGCAGCAUCUGGAUUAUGGGCACUGGUACGAUAGACAAAAGUUGUCCUUAAAAGAAAUACACAACACACAAUAUGUUGCCUGUAUGAACCCAACUGCUGGGAGCUUCAAUAUCAACCCAAGACUACAGAGACAUUUUUCCGUAUUUGCGGUGAACUUUCCUUCAGCCGAGGUUCUGAUGUCCAUCUUUGGGCAGAUCUUGAGCUGUCACCUGACACAGUACCACUUCAGUUUGCCGGUUCAGAAGAGCAUUGCAGCAGUAGUGCAGGCUGCAGUAACACUCCAUCACAAGAUGGAGCUUAGCUUUUUACCAACAGCCAUCAAAUUUCACUAUACAUUCAACAUGAGAGACAUGUCUAACAUCUUUCAGGGCGUCCUCUUUGCUCAACCUGAGAAUGUAGAAAAUAGCACUGAUCUGGCUCUGCUGUGGCUCCAUGAGUCCUGCAGAGUUUACUCCGACAGGCUAUUAGAUGUCAAAGACUUGCAGCUCUUCCGGAAGCUCCAGAUGGAGACUGUGCAUGAAUGCUUUGAGGGAUUUGAGGAUGAAAAGGUGACAAAUCAACCCCUUCUCUUUUGCCACUUUGCCCAAAUGGGCAAGGAAUCCUCUUACACGGCUGUCACAGACUGGUCUGUGCUCAGGACCAUCCUCACUGAUGCGCUGGAGAGCUACAAUGAACUCAAUGCAUCCAUGAAUCUUGUACUGUUUGAGGACGCAAUGCAACAUGUCUGUCGCAUCAGUCGCAUCCUGGAGUCUCCGGGCAGUCACGGCUUACUGAUCGGGGUUGGGGGUAGUGGGAAGCAGAGCCUGACUCGUCUGGCUGCUUACAUUUCCUCUGUGGAAGUCUUCCAAAUCACAUUACACAAAGGUUGCAGCAUCCAAGACCUCAAGAUGAAUCUAGCGGGUUUAUUCCUAAAGACUGGCGUGAAGAAUCAGCGUGUAGCUCUUCUUGUGACGGAUGCACAAAUACCCGAUGAGCGCUUUCUGGUCAUUGUUAAUGACUUACUGUCAUCAGGUCUGAUUCUCAUUUUACAUUUAUUCUUCACAGAAUCCAUUUUUAACCUAUUCACUCUCUUAAAUGUGCGUCUCCUUGCAGGAGAAAUACCUGAAGUCUUCAGUGAGGAGGAAAUUGAGGGGAUUGUGUCCUCUGUGAGAGUUGAGGUCCGAGCUCAUGGGUUGCUUGACACUAAGGAGAACUGCUGGAGGUUCUUUACUGACAGAGUCCGACUUCAACUGACGGUGGUGGUGUGUUUGUCACCAGUUGGAAAUGAGCUCCGACUAAGGGCCCGUCGAUUCCCCGCCCUCAUCCAGUGCACCACCAUUGACUGGUUUCAUCUAUGGAGCUCAGAAGCUUUGCAGUCGGUCAGCUAUAGAUUCAUCCAGGAGAUUGAUGACAUUGAGCCUGCUGUCCAGGAAUCCAUCAGUCUUUUCAUGGCCUACGUUCACACCAGUGUCAACGAAGCAAGUGAAAAAUACCACCGCGAUGAGAAGAGGCACAAUUACACCACCCCCAAGAGCUUUCUCCAGCAAAUCACCCUGUACACAAACCUUCUGCAAAAGUCCCGGGCCCAGCUCCAGCACAAGAUGAACCGGCUUGACAGCGGCCUUCAAAAGCUCCAAAGCACUGCUGCUCAGGUUGAGGACCUGAAAUCCAAACUAGCAGACCAAGAAUCAGAUUUGACCUUUAAGAAUCAGAAUAUUGAGGCUCUUAUUACAAAGAUUGGACUUCAGACUGAGAGGGUUAGCAGCAAAAAAGAGGCAGCAGAUGUUGAGGCACAAAAGGUCUCUCUCAUCCAGGCAGAAGUGUCAGUAAAGCAAAGGGAUUGUGAGAAAGACCUAGCCAAAGCAGAGCCGUUACUGACAGCUGCCACUGCAGCACUCAACACCCUCAACAAGGUAAAUCUUACUGAACUGAAGGCCUUCCCCAACCCUCCCCCAGCAGUUAUCAACGUAGCAGCAGCCGUGAUGGUUCUUCUGGCUCCACGCGGUCGGGUUCCUAAGGAUCGGAGCUGGAAAGCCGCGCGGGCCUUCAUGGGCAAGGUGGAUGAUUUUCUGCAGGCACUGGUGUCAUAUGACAAGGAGCACAUCCAUGAGUCCUGUUUGAAUGUGGUCAAACAAUAUUACCUUAAAAAGCCCGACUUCCACCCUGACCAAGUUAGGACCAAAUCUACGGCUGCAGCAGGACUCUGUGCCUGGACAGUUAACAUUGUUCGAUACUACGAGAUUUAUUGUGAGGUCAUUCCAAAGAGGCAUGCUUUAUCCCAUGCUAAUGCAGAACUAGAAACUGCAACAACUAAACUGCUGGCCAUCCAAAAGAAGUUGGUAGAAUUGGAUGCUAACCUGCAGAAUCUUACAGCUCAGUUUGAGAGAGCUACAGCUGAGAAAAUCAGCUGCCAACAGGAUGUAACCUGCACCAACCAGACCAUAGAGCUGGCCAACCGACUAGUCAGGGGCUUAGAGUCAGAGAAGGAACGUUGGUCACAGACGCUUGUUCAGUAUGAGAAACAACAGAACACCCUGUGUGGGGAUGUUGCCCUCACGUCAGCAUUUGUCUCCUACAUGGGUUACUUUACCAGGCAGUAUCGUGCUGAACUCUUCAUUGAAAAAUGGAUCCCGUUCCUCAGAUCUCAUAAGGUCUCUGUACCCCUGACAGACGGCCUGGAUCCCAUCCUCAUGCUUACAGAUGAUGCCGCUGUGGCUGCUUGGCAUAACCAGGGUCUGCCAAAUGAUAGGAUGUCAACUGAGAACGCUGCCAUCCUGACCACCAGUGAGCGUUGGCCACUCAUGGUUGACCCACAGCAGCAGGGCAUCAAGUGGAUACGAAGCCACCAAGGCUCCAAGUUGAGAGUGGUGCAACAGGGACAGAACGGUUACCUCAAUGUAAUUGAAGAGGCAUUAGCCUGUGGUGAAACAGUUCUAAUUGAGAAUGUGCUGGAAAAAUUCGACCCAGUCUUGCAACCUCUCCUGGGUAAAAACACCAUCAAAAGGGGAAGGUACAUUCAGAUUGGUGGGAAGGAGUGUGAAUACAACAGUGACUUCCGUCUUAUUCUGCACACCAAACUGGCCAAUCCCCAUUUCCCUCCUGAACUCCAGGCUCAAACAACCCUCAUCAACUUCACGGUGACCCCAGCUGGUCUGGAGGAGCAGCUGCUGGGACAAGUAGUAUCCCGGGAAAGGCCUGACCUUGAAGACCUGAAGAUGGAGCUGACCAGGCAGCAGAACCACUUUAAGAUUGAGCUUAAAAGGUUGGAGGACGACCUGCUGAGUCGCCUCUCUACAGCCUAUGGUAAUUUCUUGGGUGAUAUUUCUCUGGUGGAGCAACUUGAGAUCACCAAGACCACAGCUGCCCACAUUCAAGACAAAGUGUUGGAGGCCCGAGAGAAUGAGACAAAGAUCAACGAGGCUCGGGAAAUAUACCGCCCUGCUGCUGAGAGAGCGUCACUCCUCUUCUUCAUCAUCAAUGACCUCAGCAAGAUUAACCCCAUUUACCAGUUUUCCCUCAAGAGUUUUAUCUCAGUAUUUAUCAAAGCGAUGGAGCAUGCGGAAUGUGAGGAGGAUGUGAGCGGCAGAGUGGCCGCUCUCACCGAGGCCAUCACCUAUUCUGUAUUCCUGUACACUAGCCAGGGCCUGUUUGAGAGAGACAAGUUAACCUUCUUGUCACACACUGCCUUCCAGAUUCAGCUCAAGCAGAACCUGAUCGAUGCCAAGGAGCUUAACUUUCUUCUUCGUUUCCCGGUGGAAGCUAGCAAAAUUAGCCCCGUGGCCUUCCUUUCACCACAUGCCUGGGGAGCCAUUAAGACCAUUUCUUCAAUGGAGGCGUUUAAUGGACUGGACCGAGACAUAGAAAGUUCACCUAAGCGUUGGAGGAAGAUUGUUGAAUCCAGUUGUCCUGAAAAAGAAAGACUUCCACAGGACUGGAAAUAUAAGAGUUGCAUUCAGAAGCUUAUUAUCCUGAGAGCUCUGCGCCCUGAUAGAGUGAUGUACACAUUAAGGAAUUUUGUGGAAGACUUCAUGGGAACAAAAUAUGUUGAGACUGCAAGGUUGGAAUUUGGCAAGUUGUACGAAAGUACCAGCCCAUCAACACCUGUCUUUUUUAUCCUCUCACCUGGUGUCAAUCCACUCAAAGAUGUAGAGAAACUAGGGUUAAUGCUGGGACUGUCAAUCGAACUGGGCAGUUUGCACAAUGUUUCACUGGGACAGGGACAGGAAGAUGUAGCUGAAAGGGUGCUCAGGAAUGCUUCUAAACUUGGACACUGGGUCAUUCUGCAGAAUGUUCACCUGGUAGCACGCUGGCUCCCUGCUCUUGAAGCUCUACUGGAGAGCGAGGCAGUGGAUUGUCACCCCAGCUACAGAGUGUUCAUCACUGGGGAACCAGCACCUAGCCCCGAGCAGCACGUAAUCCCCAGAGGCAUUCUCGAGAAUGCCAUCAAAAUAACCAACGAGCCGCCCACUGGCAUGAAUCCCAGUCUGCAUGCAGCCCUUAACAACUUUAGUCAAGACACUCUGGACAUGUGCUCACGAGAACAGGAAUUCAACUCCAUGUUCUUCUCCCUCUGCUUCUUUCAUGCAUGUGUCACGGAGCGCCGAAGGUUUGGCCCCCAAGGGUGGAACCACAAGUAUCCCUUUAACACCGGAGACCUCACCAUCUCAGCUAAUGUUUUAUUCAACUACUUAGAGUCCAACUCCAAGGUGCCAUGGGAAGAUCUGUGCUAUCUCUUUGGGGAGAUCAUGUAUGGUGGACACAUUACUAAUUACUGGGACAGAAGGCUGUGUAAGGCCUACCUGCAAGAAUUUAUGCAUCCCAAAAUGUUUGAAGGGGAGCUCUAUCUGUGUCCUGGCUUCAUGGCCCCUCCAUUCAUGGACCACAACGGGUACCACACUUAUAUUGAUGAACAUCUUCCACCUGAGAGUCCCUCUCUGUACGGCCUGCAUCCAAAUGCAGAGCUUGAGUGCCUCACUCUCACCUCGGACAACCUCUUAAAGACUCUGCUUGAGCUGCAGCCACAGGACUCCUCCAGAGGAGAGGGGGCAGUAUCGAGCACAGAGGAGAAGGUCAAGUCUAUCAUUGAAGACCUUCUUGACAAGCUUCCUGAGCAGUAUAACAUGGCAGCAAUGCUGGUCAAGGCAUCAGAGCGAAGCCCGUACAUUUCAGUCUGUUUGCAGGAAUGUGAACGCAUGAAUCUUCUACUGGCAGAAAUGAAGAAGAGUCUUGAUGAACUAGAUCUUGGCCUAAAGGGAGAGCUAACCAUCUCUUCUAGUAUGGAGACUCUGCAGUCGGCCCUGUUCAGUGAUGCUGUACCAGAUUCCUGGGCCAGAUUGGCUUACGCCUCCACCAAAACGCUUGCACAAUGGUUCAGUGAUAUCAAGUGUAGCUGUCGCGACUUGGACAGCUGGACACAGGACCUUGUUCUACCUGCCGUUGUUUGGCUCUCGGGCCUCUUUAACCCGCAGUCUUUCCUCACCGCUAUUCUGCAGAGCAUUGCUCGUAGGAAUCAGUGGCCCCUGGACAAAAUGACGUUGACUGCAGAUGUGACAAAGAAGACAAAAGAUGAUUUUGGCCAUCCACCACGGGAGGGGGCCUAUAUUCACGGCCUCUUCAUGGAAGGAGCGCGUUGGGACACUCAGUCGGGAGUCAUCGCCGAGGCAGUUUUGAGGGAUCUGACCCUUCCCAUGCCAGUGCUAUAUGUACGAGCUGCACCGGCGAAAGAGCAGGAGCUCAAAAACACUUACGAGUGUCCUGUGUACCGCACUAAACAUCGCGGAUCCACGUAUGUUUGGACGUUUUAUCUUCGAAACAAACAGCCUCCUGCGAAGUGGAUUUUAGCUGGUGUGGCCCUGCUGCUUUCAGUGUGACGCCUAAUGGAAUGCAAAUAGUAUUAUGAUGCAAAGUUUUGCGUAGCAUGUAAAAAACAAUUUGAUUUAGUCAUGUACAUAUUUUUAUACCUCUUGAUCAUACACAAACCUCUAGUACAUAUUUCUAUGUUUUGACUUUGACAUUGUUUGGUGUCAGCACAGCACUGAUCAUGUGGCGUGUUUUAUUUUAUUUUUUUAUAUAUAUAUUUUUUUUCCUCUCAGAGAUUUGCAAAAUAAGAACAGAAGACCACGAGCUACAUGUUUAAAGCAGCAAAUGUCAUCCAGACAGUGUUGAACCUCUCGCCUGAGAUUGUUCAAUCCGGCCAUGAUUUGUGCAGAACUUAUGUCUCCAUUUUAGACCAUGUAAUUCCGGAUAGGGAGCAUAUUUUAUUGGAAGGUCAAGAUUAAAAAAACUCGCUGGUUGCCCUCUACUAACUGAAUGAUACACAAUGCCGUCUGGAGAGAUGCCGGCCUGAAUUCCCAGGAGAUGAUGUGCAUGGUUGCUAUUGACUUUUAAAUGAGGUGCAUUUGACAUUGACCUUUUGUACGGCUUCGGCAGAAUACUAACAGGCUAGUGUAAUUCAUUCAGCUGGGCCUGCUGAAGAAACCUAUUCAAAGCCAUUGAUAGUUUUCAAUGAGACAGCAACACAUCAGAUUACACGUCUUUUAUAUGUCUGCUGUCUGUCCAGAUGAACCAAAAUAACCCAAAAGCUCUAACAAGACCCCCUGUAAGAUCAUUUAAAACAAAGAUGUGCAAA